Mesocricetus auratus (golden hamster) is the source of this 2243-nucleotide messenger RNA. It is a transcript of the gene Slc39a5, whose product is annotated as solute carrier family 39 member 5. NCBI's taxonomy places the organism in Eukaryota, Metazoa, Chordata, Mammalia, Rodentia, Cricetidae. The record is from RefSeq and is a predicted model, not a curated record. The coding region runs from base 400 to 2130 and encodes 576 amino acids. Gene Ontology annotation, molecular function: zinc ion transmembrane transporter activity. The transcript has 12 exons. Gene Ontology annotation, cellular component: membrane. Gene Ontology annotation, biological process: zinc ion import across plasma membrane; intracellular zinc ion homeostasis; BMP signaling pathway.
GGAAAAAAGCUGAGCACAGGUUCUUAACCAUGUGCUUUCCCAGGGCAGAGGGUGGCCCCUCCCCAGUCAGGGCCUAGCAGAGACUGACUUUUGACCCCCCCAUACCAGAGACCAGUGAACCAUUAACUCCUAUAUGAACCUUCCCACACUUGCCCCACCCCCAACUCCACCCCAAAGCAGCUGGGAAGGGAGAGCCUAUCCAUUCCAGUCCUGUGCAGGACGUGGCUUCCCUUGCACCUGAAGGCUCAACUCCUGACUCAGGAAUCUUCUAAGGGCCACAGUGAGGUCUUCCAGGGACCUGCGGUGACAGCUCUCACAUUGCCAGUAGGGGACACAAUCCUCAGGAUGUUCCAAAGGAAAUAGAAGUCAGAACCAGAGGCCCUGACCCAUACUCCAGCGAUGGGGCCCCCAGGGCGCUGUCUGUUGGCUGGCCUGUGCGUGGGGGUGGUCCUGGGCUGGGUAAGAGGCUCAGUCCCCAGCCUGGGUCCAGCUGAACAGGAACAGAACCACUACCUGGCCCAGCUGUUCGGCCUGUACGGAGAGAACGGGACACUCACUGCAGGGGGCCUGGCCCGGCUUCUCCACAGCCUAGGGCUGGGCCGGGUUCAGGGGCUUCGCCUGGGACACCAUGAGCCUCCAACGGGACGGGCUGCACCCCCAAGUGGCGACAAUUUCACACACAGACCCACAGCUACCCACCCUAGCCUCUCCCAUAAACGACAGCUCUCAGACACCCCUGGGACUGACUGGCUGUGGCUGUCCCUCCUCCACCAGACUCAGGGCAGGUGUCUGGGAACGCCCCAGGAACCGGAGCUGAGUGUGAAUGUCUGGGCAGGAAUGCCUCUGGGUCCUUCAGGCUGGGACCUGGAGGAGUCAAAGGCCCCCAACAUGCCCCAUGAGCCAGGGUCCUUGGGCCUAGACCUCUUUCACAGACUUCUGCUGCUGGACCAUUCGUUGGCUGACCAUCUGAAUGAAGAUUGUCUCAACGGUUCCCAGCUGCUGGUCAAUUUUGGCCUAAACCCUGUCGCUCCUCUGACCCCUCGUCAAUUUACUCUGCUGUGCCCAGCCCUGCUUUACCAGAUUGACAGUCGUGUUUGCAUCAAAGCCCCUGUUCCAGCACCUCAAGGAGACGUACUGUCUGCCCUGCUUCAUAGUGCCCUGGCAGUCCUGUUGCUCAGCCUACCUGCUCCCCUUUCCCUGCUGCUGCUGCGGCUCCUGGGACCUCGUGUGUUGCGGCCGGUGCUAGGCUUCCUGGGGGCCCUGGCCGUGGGCACCCUUUGUGGGGAUGCAUUGCUACACUUGCUGCCACACGCACGAGGAGGGCAACAUACAGGACCUAGCGAGCAACCAGAGGAGGAUCUGGGUCCGGGGCUCUCCGUGCUUGGUGGCCUCUUCCUGCUCUUCGUGCUUGAGAACAUGCUAGGACUUGUGCGGCACAGAAGCCUCAGGCCAAGAUGCUGCAGAAACAAAAGGGAUCUUGGAGAACCAAACCCUGACCCAGAGGACGGCAGUGGAAUGGUCCUUCGACCCCUACGGGCAACUUCAGAGCCAGAGGUUCAGGGCCAGAGGGAGAACAGCCAGUCCCCACUAGCUCCAGCUGCUCCUAGGCACCGAGGCCACAGUCAUGAGCAGCAGGGUGGCAGCAGCACGAGUAUCACAUGGAUGGUUCUCCUGGGAGACAGCCUGCACAACUUCACUGAUGGGCUCGCACUAGGCGCUGCCUUCUCUGACGGCUUCUCCAGCGGCCUCAGCACCACCCUGGCGGUCUUCUGCCAUGAGCUGCCCCACGAGCUGGGCGACUUUGCGAUGCUGCUUCAGGCAGGGUUGUCCUUUCAGAAGCUGCUGCUGCUAACCCUUGUAUCUGGAGUCCUGGGGCUGGGGGGUGCAGCCCUCGGGGUGGGGCUCAGCUUGGGCCCUGCUCCCCUCACUCCCUGGGUGUUUGGGGUCACAGCUGGGGUCUUCCUCUAUGUGGCCCUUGUGGACAUGCUACCCGUCCUGCUGCGUCCUCCCGAGCCCCUGCCCGUGCUGCACGUGUUCCUGCAGGGGCUGGGGCUGCUGCUGGGGGGCAGCCUCAUGCUGACUAUAGCCCUGCUGGAGGAGCAGCUGCUGCCCGGGGCUCCUGAUGGCUGAUGGGGCAAGUGGCAAAGGAUCAAGACUGCCCUCCUCCCCCAACCACAGGAACGGAGGCGGGACACAGGGCCAGUAGGAGCAAUAGGACUUUAAUAAACAGAACCCGUCCCAAA